Myxocyprinus asiaticus (Chinese sucker) is the source of this 3119-nucleotide messenger RNA. Its product is annotated as 1-acyl-sn-glycerol-3-phosphate acyltransferase gamma-like. The record is from RefSeq and is a predicted model, not a curated record. The transcript has 10 exons. Gene Ontology annotation, molecular function: 1-acylglycerol-3-phosphate O-acyltransferase activity. NCBI's taxonomy places the organism in Eukaryota, Metazoa, Chordata, Actinopteri, Cypriniformes, Catostomidae. The coding region runs from base 665 to 1798 and encodes 377 amino acids. Gene Ontology annotation, cellular component: endomembrane system; endoplasmic reticulum.
UGGUGCAACUUCGUAAGGAAUUGCCAACUGGAACUUUUUGGAGUUGGGCUAGCAUUUUGAAACAACGCCUAUUUGGAGUUCUAGUUGAAAAUCUUGGUCACUUUGGAUACGUGCACUGUUGGUGUGAUCUUGAGUGACUCCGCCUCUUCCUUUUAUGGGAUUGAGUUUUGUUCUUGCUUGCAUCAUCAUAAGUGUUCUCUGCCAGUGGGAUUAACAUUAACAUGUGGCAGUAACGAGAGCGGCAGAUUCUUCAUCUUGAAAAUAUUCUGGUACCUUCGUCUUUUUGAGAGGAUAUCUGGGCCAUACAUUUUCAGGAACCAUUCCUGGAAUAUCACUCGAUGAUCUCAAAGCCUUUUGAAUCCGAACCACCUGUCUGUCUUUGAACUAAUCCAGAAAAGGCCAAUUUCUAAAUUUUUCUGCUUUGAAAGCCAACUGCCAGAAGCAAAGAUGUUGAACCAGGGGGCUGUGAUGAUCUUCACGGGAAUCUGUGGGGCAUUAGUGAUCAUGGCGGUGGCCUACUAUGCCUACUGGUCGGUGGUACUAAGUGAAGGGCCGUGUAAAAGAGGGUUGUAGAGAAGAGUCCACCGUGCAGUGCGUGAGUGCGCGCGCGCUCGAGUGUGUGUGUGUGUGUCUGUCUGUCUGUGUGCGGAAGGUGCUCUUAGUCAUGGGUGUGGUGGCGUGGCUUAAGAGUCUGUUCAUCCUGCAGCUCUUGAUUGGCUUUGUAUUUGUGGUGAGCGGCCUCAUUAUCAACUUCAUUCAACUGUGCACGUGUGUGCUGUGGCCCAUCAACAAACAGCUCUACCGCAAGAUCAACACCAGACUUGCCUACUCUCUAUGGAGCCAGUUAGUGAUGUUAUUGGAAUGGUGGUCUGGCACAGACUGCAUGCUGUACACCGAUCAGGCCACGGUGGAUAAGUUUGGUAAAGAGCAUGUCAUCAUCAUCCUCAAUCACAACUAUGAGAUUGACUUCCUGUGUGGCUGGACCAUGUGUGAGAGAUUCGGCGUGUUGGGGAGCUCCAAGGUCCUGGCUAAACAUGAACUGCUGAAAGUGCCUCUGGUGGGCUGGACGUGGUACUUCCUGGAAAUCGUCUUCUGCAAGAGGAGGUGGGAGGAGGACAAGGAAACUGUCUUCAGCGGGCUAAACCGUCUCAAGGAUUACCCAGAAUACAUGUGGUUCCUGCUGUACUGUGAAGGAACAAGGUUUACAGAACAGAAGCAUCAGAUAAGCAUGCAGGUUGCUGAGAGUAAAGGCCUUCCCAAACUAAAGUACCACCUGCUGCCCCGCACCAAAGGAUUCACCACUACACUGCAAUGCCUGAAGGGAACAGUAAAAGCUGUGUACGAUGUCACACUGAACUUCAAAGACAAGCAGAACCCCACCCUGCUGGGCAUCGUUAGUGGGAAGACAUACAAAGCAGAUAUGAGCAUCAGGCGCUUCCCUGUUGAAGAGAUUCCUGAUGAUGAAAAGGAGUGUGCUGAUUGGUUACACAAGCUCUACCAGGAGAAGGAUGCACUGCAAGAGUAUUAUCAGAAGGAGGGAUGUUUCCCCGGUCCCACCAUUAAACCCAAACGUCGAGUUUGGACACUACUGAAUUUUUUGUUCUGGGCUACAGUCCUGCUCUCUCCACUUAUUAACUUUGCCUGGGAUGUUUUUGUCAGUGGCUCUCCCCUACUCAUCAUUGGCUUCAUGAUCUUCCUCAUUGUCGCUUCUGUAGCAGUCCGCCGGCUCAUUGGAGUAACUGAAGUAAAGAAGACAGGAUCAAGCUAUGGCAAUACAGAGGCUAAGAAAGACAACUAAAAGUUUUCACUGUGUCGACACCAUGUGGCCACUGUAACACUCACCCUGCAGUCAAGCCUCAGGCACUGAGCUGCUCUGUGUGCAGUUAUUUUUACAAAAAAAUAUGUAAUAAAAAAUAUAUGAAAAUUUUAAAUCUCUUCAAUGCAACAUUGAGGGGGUAUAUAGGGAUAUAACUAUAGAUAUAACUUGAUAUGCUAGUGUAUAAACAUUAUGAUCAUUUGGGAAAAGCUGGGAAAUCACAUGGGAAAUGGAGAAGAAAAUGAAAUGCUCAUCAACUGCAGAUCUGUGUCAACAUACUCGUCUCCCCGGGCAAAAGAAAAAGAUGACCUAAAGAGUGACCAAUCACUGAUACUAAUCACCCUGUCAGUGACACUUUCCAUUCUGUUUAACUCCGCCCCUUCAUUGCAUAAGACUCCGCCCAUCAAUGGUCCUUCAUUUUCCCAAACAAACCACCACCUAGUGGAGAACGCCCACUUAGUGUACUAGAGAUUGUUGUUCUGUACUAAUAUUUAUCUUCUACCGAAGGGGACACAUUUCAUAUAGUCUGUCCUUUGCAACAUUUCCAUGUCUCCACCUAAAAUACCUCCAUAUCACUAGCCAUUUCUUUGGACUUUGUUUGAAGCACGCAAUGCUCCUACUGUCAUGUUCACAUACUGUCAGAUCUUCACUCAGAGCCUAAAGCCACAUUGAGUUGCUCGGACUGAUUUUCUACAAUCAGAAUUUCACGUCACAGGACAAACGAACAUGCUGCGGAUGAGGAGACCUUCUUAGCCAGGCUGGCCAUUUAGAGAUGAGGUGGUCACACAAUGGCCCCUUACAAAAAAAAUUACUGCUGUGGACCUUUAACGGAUCUCUUGCUGCUGGCAGGACAUUGAUGGAAACUUGUAUCUUGUGACUAAUAUCACAACUGAAAUGUAUAGAAAUGGGUUGAGCAGGAUUUCUAAGGAAAAGCAUGUCUUUUAAUCGGUCAUCUUUGAUAACUUCUGUAACUACUCCCCUUUUUUCAAAACUAUUCUCACUAUGGGUUCUUGACUCCCUUUGCCUCCAUUGAAUUAUUGGAUAUCGGAUAUAUUGAAUGAGGGAGACGACGCUUUACCAAUGUACUCUGACUCUUUAAUUUUAGAGUCCCCAAUGUUGUCUACCCAAUUAAAGGCCCAUUGACCAUGAUUUAUACACCUACCCUCUCUAUCCAUGUAUAGCUUAUGAAAUAUAUGGCUAAAGAGUGAGGUAUUGAGAAAGUAGCUGAAUUACCAAGAAAAAAAAAACGAUAAAUCAUGUCAAUAACUAAUCAUGUAAAUAAACUCUAGAGCUUUCUUUUUGA